AUGUCUGCUGUGAGCCAUGCCCUACGCACGCCAGUUUCUCUAAUCCAAGGGCCUCCCGGUACUGGAAAAACGGUUACUUGUGCCAAUAUUGUAUACAAUCUGUCCAAGUCCGGAACCGUAUUAGUUUGUGCACCGUCGAACAACGCUGUUGAUAACUUGGCAAAUGCCGUGGCUAAAACAGGCAUCGAUGUCGUGAGACUCGUGAAAAAAACGAAAGAGACGGUUAAAAGUGAUCUUUCAAAUAUAUAUCUUAGUGAACAAAUUAAAAAGCUUGCUGGUCAUUCAGAAUUUAAAACUCUUCAAGGGCAGAUUGAUCAAGGUGUCGAGUUGAGCCCAAAUGAGAGAAGGGACUACAAUUAUCUGAGAAGAAUGGCGGAAAUCGACUGUCUAGCGAAUUGUCGAGUGGUGUGCACAACUUGCUCCGGCGCCGGCGACAACCGUUUAGAAAAAAUCAAUUUUUCUUCGGUGGUCGUGGAUGAAUGCGCUCAAGGCUUAGAACCGGAAUGCAUCAUUCCAAUCACCCACGGAGCCAAAAAAGUGGUGUUAAUAGGUGACCACUGUCAGUUGGGGCCGGUUGUUACGUGUCCGGACACUAGAAACGGAGGUCUGCAUCGUUCUCUGUUCGAGAGAUUGGUAGCUGCUGGCCUACAACCAUUUCGUUUAACUGUACAGUACAGAAUGCACCCCGAGAUCAGCGAGUACGCUUCACAAACUAUGUACGAGAGUACGAUUAGGAACGGCGUAACUUGUAGCGACCGAACUGGGUCGAUUGAUUUCACGUGGCCUAACCCAAAUGUGCCGAUGGUAUUUUACUCUUCCGAUGCCAACGAACGAAAAUCGCGAUCGGGCACGUCUUUCUUGAACUAUGGAGAGGCGAAAGUUGUUGAACAACUAGUAGCCAAACUCCUUAGCAAAGGAGCUACUCCAAAUCAAAUUGGUGUUAUAACUCCAUAUGAAGGACAGCGAUCACUUUUGAAACAAAUUCUAAACAAGAACAAAGGGGUGGAAGUCAGUAGUGUGGACGCUUUUCAAGGCCGUGAAAAGGAGUACAUUAUUAUAUCGUGUGUCCGCUCGAACGAGAGAAACGUCGUUGGUUUCCUGAACUGUGUCCGUCGGCUAAAUGUGGCACUUACGCGUGCAAAGUUUGGUCUUUUUUUAGUUGGUAACGCUAACUUUUUGGUUAAAAACCCUACGUGGAAAAGUUUACUACGGUAUUAUGACGACAGAAAUUUGAUUGUGGAAGGAACAGUUGAUGAUAUGCGUACAGCACAUAUUAAGUUUGAUUAA
Daktulosphaira vitifoliae (grape phylloxera) is the source of this 1287-nucleotide messenger RNA. Its product is annotated as regulator of nonsense transcripts 1 homolog. The record is from RefSeq and is a predicted model, not a curated record. The coding region runs from base 1 to 1287 and encodes 428 amino acids. Gene Ontology annotation, molecular function: RNA helicase activity. Gene Ontology annotation, biological process: nuclear-transcribed mRNA catabolic process, nonsense-mediated decay. NCBI's taxonomy places the organism in Eukaryota, Metazoa, Arthropoda, Insecta, Hemiptera, Phylloxeridae. The transcript has a single exon. Gene Ontology annotation, cellular component: cytoplasm.